Molecule: messenger RNA, 2527 nt
Organism: Papaver somniferum (opium poppy)
Lineage: Eukaryota; Viridiplantae; Streptophyta; Magnoliopsida; Ranunculales; Papaveraceae
Product: ABC transporter G family member 6-like
Exons: 1
Coding region: 94-2253 (719 amino acids)
Cellular component (GO): membrane
Molecular function (GO): ATP binding; ABC-type transporter activity; ATP hydrolysis activity
Source: RefSeq, a predicted model, not a curated record
AGAUUUUUAUCAAACUCCGUUCACAUUCUAUGAUCUUUCGGUUUCUAUAAAUUUAAAUACAGGGUUCAUUCUUAGGAGUCAGUAAGUCAUUAAAUGGAGCUCCAAGAUGUUACUAAGAAUAAUAUUACUUCUUCCACGCCAACACUUGAUGAACCUCUGAAGCGCGUUGAGAAUGAUGGUGUUGUGCAGGGAGGGCUAGAGCUGGAGCCAAGACCGAUUCGAUUUGUUCUUUCGUUUAGUAAUCUGAAAUACAGUGUCAAGACACGUCGAAAUUUGUCAUUUGGUGCUUUGUUUUGCCAGAAAACUAAGCUUUUGAAUGAUUUAGAGGUGAAUCCUGUGGAACACCUAGAGAGCAAUUACUCUAAGAAAAAAGUUUUAUUGAAUGAUAUUUCAGGUGAAGCAAAAGAAGGUGAAAUAAUGGCGGUUCUUGGUGCGAGCGGGUCAGGGAAAUCUACUUUGAUCGAUGCACUUGCGAACAGGAUCUCAAAAGGAAGUUUGCAAGGAUCCGUGACACUAAAUGGAGAAGUUCUUGAAUCUAGAACUUUGAAAAUGAUUUCAGCUUAUGUGAUGCAAGAUGAUCUUCUUUUUCCUAUGUUAACCGUUGAAGAAACUUUAAUGUUUUCUGCUGAGUUUAGGUUACCUCGUUCGGUUUCUAAAUCGAAGAAAAUGGAGAGAGUUCGAGCACUUAUUAAUCAGCUAGGACUUGGAAAUGCGGCGAACACGGUGAUUGGUGACGAAGGCCAUAGAGGGAUCUCCGGUGGUGAGCGUCGCCGUGUUUCAAUAGGAGUUGAUAUAAUUCAUGAUCCUAUAUUAUUAUUUCUCGACGAACCAACUUCAGGGCUAGAUUCUACUAGUGCUUUCAUGGUGGUGAAAGUUCUUCAACAAAUUGCUCGAAGUGGGAGUAUAGUCAUCAUGUCAGUUCACCAACCUAGUAACAGAAUUCUUAGCCUCUUCGACCAUUUGAUCUUCCUCUCAAGAGGACAAACUGUUUACAACGGCUCACCUAAAAAUCUUUCCAUGUUCUUCUCUGAAUUCGGCCAUCCAAUUCCAGAAAAUGAGAACCCAACUGAGUUUUCUCUUGAUUUUAUACGUGAACUCGAGGUAUCACCAGGAGGGACGAAAAGGUUGGUUGAUUUCAACAAGUCAUCUUGGCAAGAUAUUACGUAUUCACGUGAUCGGAACUUUAACAGGAGUAGUAUUCCAGAAAGUCCAUCUCUGAAAAACGCGAUAAGUUCUAGUAUUUUAAGUGGAAAACUAGUCUUUGUCGCGUCAAAGAACGAUUCUACUAAUCAUAAAUCUACCAUUGCAACUUUCAGAAAUCCAUUCUGGUUCGAAAUCUAUGUUUUGUCCAAACGGUCUAUGAUAAAUUCAACUCGAACGCCUAAACUUUUGUUGGCGCGGCUAGCAACGGUUCUUGUAACAGGUUUUAUCUUAGCCACUAUAUUCUGGCAACUUGACAAUUCACCAAAAGGUGUACAAGAACGAUUAGGUUUAUUGGUUUUCGCCAUCUCCACAACAUUCUACAACUGUAUACAAGCUCUUCCUGAAUUCCUCCAAGAGAGAUACAUCUUCAUGAGAGAAACUGCUUACAAUGCAUAUCGCCGUUCAUCUUAUGUUCUAUCACACUCGAUUGUUACUAUACCUGCAUUAGUCAUGCUCUCUAUCGCCUUUGCAGCAACAACGUUCUGGGCGGUCGGUUUAUCAGGUGGUUUUUCAGGGUUCUUGUUCUUUUUCAUUGCAAUCUUGGCUUCAUUUUGGGCAGGUAGCUCCUUUGUAACCUUUCUCUCCGGAGUGGUUCCAGAUGUUAUGCUAGGGUACGUUAUUGCUGUAGCGAUGCUAGCUUAUUUCCUUCUCUUCAGUGGAUUCUUUAUCAGCCGAGAUCGGAUUCCACCGUAUUGGAUUUGGUUUCAUUACAUAUCGUUAGUGAAGUAUCCAUUUGAAGGAGUUUUACUGAAUGAAUUCGAUGAUUCAACUAAGUGUUUCGUUCGAGGUGUUCAGAUAUUCGACAACACGCCACUGGAGCUUUUUUCGACUGAUGAGAAACUUAAGUUGCUGAAGACAUUGAGUAAAUCUUUAGGCAUGGAUAUAACUCGUAAUACAUGUGUCUCGACCGGAGUCGAUAUACUGGGAAAGCUAGGAUUAAAUGAUAUAAGCAAAUGGAGUAGUAUUUGGAUAACUUUGGCAUGGGGUUUCUUCUUUAGAAUUCUCUUUUACUUUUGUCUAUUAUUUGGCAGCAAGAACAAGAGAUCAUAGGGUAUAAGAAUUGGGAUUGAACCCUGAAUUUGUCACCAAUGUCCAAUAUCCUUUUGGGCGCAUUUUCAUGGUCUAAAUUGUUGUGUGAUUGCCCCGGGUUUGUUGAAUUCAUUUUACUGACUUUCACCUUGUUUGUUUGCAGCUGACUCGGCGUCUGGGUCUGAGUCAAUCCCUGAGUCGCGCCGAGUCAGCAGUUAGACUGUUUUAAUACGAGAGUUUUUUUCUUACUCAAAUUUAUGGAACUGACUUGAAAUGAGACAAGGAUUUGAGUUUU